AUGAGAGAGAAAGUGAAUACGACAACAGUUGAAAUGAUGCAAUGUCGAAGUUUUAUCGAUUUAAAUAUUUUGAAUUGCGCAAGUGGAUCAAAGAUUGAAACGGAUUAUGAUAUGAAUGAAAUGAAAGAUUUACGGUCAUUUACCGGUGUAAGUACAGCAUAUCGUACAAUGGCUGUUUCACCGGAUGCAAAAAAACUUUUAUUUAAGAAAACUAAUAAACAACUUUAUUUAUACGAUACUGAUGAUGAAAAUCAAUGCGACAAUUACACAAUUACUGGAAUUGAUUUUAAGCAUAGCGAAGAUACGAUAUUUGAUAUAGCAUUUUUGGAUAUGGAAACGAUUUGUUUAAUAUUACAAAAUCGUGAAGGAAAUUUGUACAUAACAAAAGGAGCAAUAAAUUUUGCAUUAAAAUUAAUCGUUAUUUGUACUACCAUUACUUUUACACAAAUUGUUUGCAAGAAACAUUAUACAACAACAGUAAUAUACGAUGAAACAGGUCCUGUUUUAAUAUCAUAUCCAUUAUCAUUGCAAAGUAAAAUUCGAAAUGAUUCACCAAAAAUAUGGCUUUUGCAUUUGUCAAAUUUUUAUUCACGUAAAGGUAUUCGAACAAUUAUUAUUGAACCAUCUAUUAAAGAUAAAAAAGCAUUAUUUUGUGAUCCAUUCAUUUAUCAAAAUUGCGUUUAUUUAUUCAAUCGUUUCGAGAGUACCAUAUUAAGUGUUUCUAUUACUGGUAAAAAUCGUGGUCGUACACAAAUACUGAACACAAAUCCGGAUUACCGGUUUCAAAAACCGAAUAAUAAAUAUGCAAAUCGUUGUUUAUUUCUUCUACGUAAUAUUAUUCUAGUUUAUUGUCAUCAACGUUUGGAUAAACCUAAUGAAGAACCACAACUUUGGAUCCUAGAAUUGAGAACAAUGACAUGGCAUCGAUUAAAUCUCAUUCUUAAUCAUCAUCAUCCAAUUGGUUUAGUAAAUUUUCAAAAAUCAACCAAAGAAGAAUUAGCAUAUUUACACGGUGAAUGUGGUCGUAGUAAAUGCGUGGAAAAAGUUCACUUAUAUCAAUUAAGUACCACGCAGGAUUCUAUUAUUAUGUCGUAUGAGCCGAGCAAUAAUAUUUGUCGGCGAAGUUUAAUUGAUCGAAAGAGCAAUAAAUCAUCGAAACGUUCGGUAAGUACAGUUGAAGUACAUCAAUAUACUUCGAGUACGAGCAGUAGUAAUAGCACUGUCCACUUUAAUUCAACAGCAAUCGCUGAACAUAUUGCGCCAUCACUUCGUUACAUUAGAAAAUGUAAUCGUGAUAAGGCUAAAAAAAAUUCCCAUCCAAAAUUAUCUCCAUCAUCAUCAUCAUCGUCAACAACAACAACAGCUAAGUUAAUUCAGCCAAGUCAACAAACACAGCUGUUAUCAUCAUCAUCGUCAUUAUCAGCAUUAUCACCAUCAGUAAAAACAACAGUACCAGCAAGCAAUCAACAAAACAGCAACCAAUAUGGUGAAUAA
This is a messenger RNA of Brugia pahangi, 1494 nucleotides long. NCBI's taxonomy places the organism in Eukaryota, Metazoa, Nematoda, Chromadorea, Rhabditida, Onchocercidae. The record is from the annotation of a GenBank genome assembly.